AAAAAAAAGCUGUGUGUCUACCCAAUUGCUUAGCAUACUCUAACAAAUGUUUUAUGCAAAGUCAAAACCAUAUAUAGGAUCAUUCACACCAAGAAGUUCGACAAUCAUCCCCCAACCAUAUAUGUUCAUCAUCUUACAACCUUAACACAAUCAUAUAUCCUUCACCUUUGCCCACCUAAUUAAUCUCCAACAUCAUUAAUCCUAGAAGAAAUAUGGAAGGACAUGUGACAAAAUCUUCUGUGCUUUAUGGAGACAAGAAGAAUGAUCUCUUCUUCAAUAAGAUCAUUUCGAGAGCAUCCUCCAUGGGCUGCUCGUCUCGGGGCAACUACUAUUACCGGAGCCACGAGGGUGUCCCGUUUGAGUGGGAGAUGGAGCCAGGGACGCCCAAGGACCCUCCAAGGGCCGCUGCUCCCCUUCCUCCCCUCAGCCCGCCUCCUGCGGUCCUCAGCCUGUCCCUCCCGAAGCCAUGCAUGGAAGACCGCGACCAGCCUAGGAAGGAGUUCCCCUCAAGUUUAAUGAGGCUCGACGCGUGGAAGAAAUUAAUCAAGAAGUAUCGGCUGCCCAAGUUCAAGAAGGAGGUGAAAAGAGUGUACGGCGAUGAAGAUCAGCACAAGGUCAACAAAACCAGUCGUGCAUCGGACGUCGAUAAGUUUGAAGACAGUUUCGACUUCUGGAGCUCCGAUCCAAGAGAUGAUUUCAUGGUUUCGCCGGCACGGAGUUCGAAUUCUUCAUCAGGGUCGUCUUUGUCCUUCCCCAAUGGACCGGCUAUGGAGUCAAACAGUGUUAGUUCUUUGCACGAUCAGCCAAGGAGUUGUAUUCCGUUUAAGUUAAAUACCAUUUUGGUUUAUGUCGCAAAGAGAAGUUGACUUGGCCAAGGUAGUUUGUAUUUUAUAUUGUACGGUAGUCAAUAGAGGGCUUGGAUCUAUGCAAAAAUUUCGUCUGUUUACAUGUAUUCCAUGGAAAAUCAAUGUUAUAGUAUAAGGUAUUAGAUAAAUCUAUUG
Punica granatum (pomegranate) is the source of this 1001-nucleotide messenger RNA. NCBI's taxonomy places the organism in Eukaryota, Viridiplantae, Streptophyta, Magnoliopsida, Myrtales, Lythraceae. The record is from RefSeq and is a predicted model, not a curated record.